Dermatophagoides farinae (American house dust mite) is the source of this 2048-nucleotide messenger RNA. Lineage: Eukaryota; Metazoa; Arthropoda; Arachnida; Sarcoptiformes; Pyroglyphidae. The record is from RefSeq and is a predicted model, not a curated record.
UGAUACUCAUUAAAUAAAAAUUCCGAUAUUUUUUUUCAUGAUUAUCGAUAUAUAAAUUUGUCAACUGUAUAAUGAUGAUUAUGACUAGAUAAUAUUGAAAUCCAAAAUCAUUUCAUCAUCAUCAUAAUUUUUUUUUAGUUAUAAUUGCAUUGUUGUGUUGGUGGUGGUGGUGUUCAUUUUACCUUCAAUCCAAAGUCUUUUUCAAUUAUCUCUUCAUUUAUUAUCAUUAGAAUUUUAUUUAUAUUUAGUAUAUAUCAGCAAAAAUUUUUAGAAUCAGAUACAUUCCAAAUGUUUUAUCAUCAUAGCCGUCCGUUUUUUAUUGCCAUUUUUUUUGUUAUUAAUGUUGUUGUUAAUCAAUUAAUUAUUGUUUCAUCUAUUCUUAAUGUUCAAUCAUCAGAAUGGCUUCAGAUGCCAUAGAUUUAAAACAACAACAAAAACAGCAUCCAUCAAUUUCAUCACCAUCGAUUUCCAAUAAUACGAUCAAUACAUCAUCAUCAUCACCCUCAUCAUCGUUGUCGUCGUCUGCUGCUAUUGCUUCUACUGUAGUUACUACAAAUAGCGGUAGUUGUAGUAGUAAUAAUAAUAAUACUAAAAAUCAUCAAACAUCAACAUCAUUGAAUAAUUCUGCCAUUAAUCGAAAUAAUACAAACGAUAAAAUGAUACCCGAUCCGGCAACAUUCGAAGAAUUGACCACACAAUUCCAUACGAUUCAUGUUAAUGAUACACGUUUUGAGAUAAUAAAACGUUAUGAAAAUCUUCGAAUUGUUGGUUCCGGUGCUCAAGGUGUUGUUUGUAGUGCUCAUGAUCGUCUUUUGGAUCGAGAUGUAGCCAUUAAAAAAUUAUCCAAACCAUUCCAGAAUGUUACACAUGCUAAACGUGCAUAUCGUGAAUUUAAAAUUAUGCAACUUGUUAAUCAUAAAAAUAUCAUCGGCCUAUUGGAUGCAUUUACGCCGCAGAAUACCCUUGAAGAAUUUCAGGAUGUCUAUCUGGUCAUGGAAUUAAUGGAUGCAAAUCUUUGUCAAGUGAUCCAGAUGGAUAUCGAUCAUGAAAGGAUUUCAUAUCUUCUUUAUCAAUUGUUAUGCGGUAUUAAACAUUUACAUUCGGCUGGCAUUAUACAUCGAGAUUUAAAACCAUCAAACAUUGUUGUCAAAACCGAUUGUACAUUGAAGAUAUUGGAUUUUGGUCUGGCUCGUUCAUCCAGUGGUCCACAAAUGAUGACACCAUAUGUGGUAACAAGAUAUUAUCGUGCACCAGAAGUGAUACUCGGUAUGGGCUAUCAAGAAAAUGUUGAUAUCUGGUCAGUUGGUUGUAUAAUGGGUGAAUUGAUACGCGGCCGAGUAUUAUUUCCAGGCAGUGAUCACAUUGAUCAAUGGAAUCGUAUUGUGGAACAAUUGGGCACGCCUAAUCAGGAAUUCAUAUCAAGAUUACAGGCAACAGUGAGAAAUUAUGUAGAAAAUCGUCCCCGUUAUACGGGCUAUACAUUUGAAACAUUGUUUCCCGAUGUAUUAUUCGCUAAUAGGCCAUCGCCACAAUCUGAUUUGAAUGCUCCACAGGCCCGAGAUUUAUUAUCCAAAAUGUUAGUGAUUGAUCCACAAGAUCGAAUUUCGGUUGAAGGUGCACUUAAUCAUCCAUAUAUACGUUUAUGGCGUGAAGAAUCUGAAGUAAAUGCACCGGCACCACGUGUAUAUGAUGAUUCAUUCGAACAACAGGAACGUUCAGUUGAUCAAUGGAAAGAAUUAAUCUAUGAUGAAGUUAAAACAUAUGAACGUAAUCAUAGGAAUCAAUUGAAUUUGUGGUUACGUAAUCAAUGAACGUUCAAUUCUUUUUUUUCGAUUCUGGAUCAACAUACUCUGGAUGGAUCAAAAUGGCAGCCUGUUGUAUCAUUCAAAUUUAGAUCUAUUCAAUCAACUAAAUAUAGAGAAAAUUUUCAAUAAUAAUAAUAAUAAUGCAACUAUAGUAGAAACCAAACUACUACAAUUUAAUUAAUAUCUACUUGUUAUAACUAUUAUUGUUAUGGCUACAACCAACGACAACAACAACAACAACAA